AUGGAUGAGCUUCGUCAGCAGCUGCAGCAGCUGCUGCUGAGUCCGCUGGGCGACUCGGCGCUGCUGGCGCCCCAACGAUGCAUCGAGCUACUACAGUCCGCUGGCUGCUCUGCAGAUGAAGCGCUUGAACUCAUCAAGGACUACAAAGAUGAGCCACACAUCAGAGUGAAGGACUUCCUCGAGCUAUUGACACCGGAGGAGGCGGCAGAACCGUCUCAGGCAUACUUGGAGGUUCAAGAACUGCGCGGCCGUUUAGAGAAAGACCACCUUGACCCUGAGGAGAGUGGUUCUCUAUCUCGGCAGACCAUGGCCGACAAGAUGCGUCACAGCCUUGAGGAGCUGUUGUUGCGCAUCCCCUCCAGCAGUCAAGACUAUGCAUUUGUGCAGCUGAUGCUCCUCAUGUUGAAAGACGCGACUAGAUCAUUUGAGGCAGAAAUCACGAUGCUUCAGGAAGAGCUCAAAGAAGCACAGGCCGAAAAUGAGAUGCUGAAGAAGCAACUCGAGAAAGCAGAGGAACAGGUGGAAGAAGUCCAGAGAAAAGGAGCUACCACUGUGACCCUUCACAUCACGCUAAAAGAUCAACCGGCUGUGGUGGCAGACACGGGUGAUAUCACUUACCAUGGAAACAUUCGAGAUGAUGCAACGAAAUGUGUCAUCUCGUUUCCAGGCAAGUAUCCAUCCGGAUGGGGUGCCCUUGUCAAGGAACAUCAUGGCAAGAGUGUUGGCUGCGUUUUUCUGUGCACCCCGGAAGAUGGCCUUGGAACACACGAGCAAGACCCUGAUGCAGAAGACGGCUCUUGCUACUGCAAGGCCAUCUACGGUGAGAGAGGUUGGAAGGAGCUUGGCUACCUAAAAGUUGUGAAAUCUCCGUGCACAGAGGAAAACAUGUUGAAAGAAAAGGAGAAAGCAAAGCCAAUGGAUAUUGUCGUUGUAGCAGAAAGCGCCCCCGCAGAGGAGAGAAAAAGGGCUGAACAAGAAGCUGAGCAAAAGUAUGAGGAUAAUAACAGAAGAGCACCAUGGGGGUGUGCCUGGUUCCCUGCUUGGAUGAAGAAUGGCCACAAGGCAGUUGAGAAAGGGCAGGAGCUUCAGGUGGUGUUUUUCGCCGGGCAGAAAGGAGAAGGCAAGGUACAUUGGGACCAGCUGGCUACUGCCGAUCUGUGGGACGGAAAGGGUCUCGGUGGGUCCCAGAAGGGAGAGGUCGCCUUUUUGGAGAAGAUGUGGCGGGAAACCAAAAAUCCUGCAUGGCGAUAUGAAGAAGUGGAUGUGAUGCAAUUUUUGCAAAACGAGUUCCAGCUUGAGCAAGAGGUAGAUGCGCGGGACAAAGAAAAGAAUUGUUGGAGAAGAGGUCGCAUAGUUGGGUUACCCGACGCGAGCCAGACUGCCAAUGACUCCAAGUGGGUUGCAGAGUGGACGGUGGAGUGCAAUGAACACCGGGAGAAAUUCAAGUCCACCCAUUUGAUGCACACAACAGACCCCAUCGACAAGCUGAUUGACAAGGUCGGCCUGGACAACUUGCAGAAAAGGCUGGAGCAAAAUUUGCCGUAUGAUGUGGAUGUACAGCUUGUGUCAAGAACCAGGCUUGAAGAUGGAGAUGCUGCUUUGGAAGUUGAAGUCCAUGUUCCACAUGUCAAGGCAAUUCAUAUGCUGCGAGACCAAGUUCUUGGAGGUGACCUUGAGCUUCAGCUCAACGGAUCCCUUUCGAAGUUUCAUGACACCGAAUUCGAAGUCCAAGUGGACAAAACCGAGUUCAUGGAACGAUACGAGAGGAGUCUUUCAGCCUUGUCGAAACUGACAAAGCAUCAAGAAUCAAAGCUUCGGCAGCUCCAUAUGCCCUACAGCAAGGAAAUACAUAUGUCAGCUCCUGCAGGUGCAGGCAAAACGUUUGUGGCAGUGCUAUUCGCGCUCGACAAAAUCUAUGAGAACUGGGACGCCCGGAGACCGAUCCUUUACAUUGCUCCUCGCCCUUGCCUGGGACUGCAUUUCGUUCACUGGUUGGUUUCAAGGCAUGAAUGCUUGGGACUCAAAGGAGGAAAUGUUCAGGAACUGCUCACAAGGAUUGUAGUGAUGCACAAACCUUAUGAGAAAUUCGUCAAAUUGACUCUACAAGGAAAUCGACUUGUCGAGGAACAAGUGGAUGCUCCAGAGUUUGCGCUGGUGGUCUUUGACGAGGCACACGAGCUAUUCUCCGAGGAGCAGAUGAUGGCCAUCCACACCGACUUGCAGGCGGACCAGAAGCUUCUACUGUCCGACAUAUCUCAGUCUGCUGCCUUGCGCCCAAAAUUCCCACACAUCCAGCACCAAGUGAGUUUGGAUGAAGUGGUAAGGAGUACAAAGAGGAUUGUUGCAGCUGCGCAAGCAUUUGAACUCGAAAAGAAUGGAGGCGUUACCACUAGCUGCUGUGGGACCAACGGUCCACCUCUCAAAACAUUCAUGUUUGAGACUCUAAACCAUGACAAAAAGCUGUUUGAUCAAUACAGUCGUUACACGAUCCGAGCUAUUUGGCACGUUUGUCGAACCUAUCCCACCUUGAGAAACUUUCACCGGCGGAUUGCGAUCAUUGUGCCGGACAACAAGUUCCUUGAGAAGUUCCAGCCGAUGCUUCAAAGUGAACUCAGCGCUACGUUCACUGCCCGAAACCUUCGGGUAAAGUCCUUCGAGGAGUCAUUGCGCUACUUGCAUGCACAUCACCAUCACCAAAAAGCAGCCGAGGAUGAAGUCAUUGUUAUGGACACGAUCGAAGAAGCCAGAGGGCAAGAAAUGAUGGUUGUGAUUUGCGUUGGUUUGGACGAGGAAAUUGCUGAUACAAACAAGACUGAUACGCUUUUGACUCGUGCGCAUAUCUACCAAGGAAUCACAAGAGCACAGUUGAUGGCUAUUGUGGUAGACAAGCUCGUCCAAGGAGGAUGGCUUCAGUUUCUUGCGACCUUGAAAUUCAACAAGAAGGAAUUUGACUCAAGUUUGGCCUUUGGUGAGGUCAGCCCAAAGGCUGCAAGCAGUAUAGUAAAGAAGCAAGAGGAGGCCUCCUUGAGCAAAGUUGUCAAGGAACAUGGUGAUGAACUUGGUCAGACAGAAGCAGGUACAGGAGCCUCAGGACAGCGCAGUGAGGUUGCGAAGGAGCGCGGUGAUGGUGCUGAUCAGACAGACCAGUUUGCCUUAGCAGAUCAAGGGCCUGAACAAGAAAGCAGUAAGGUUGCCAAGGAGCGAGCUCAAGAUUCAGGGAGAUUUGAGACAUCAGUAUGGGAUACUGACAGUAAUGACAUCACCUCGCCAAGUCAACGAUUACUCUUUGACCCACGACUUCAUCAGGCUACUGAUGUGGCCGCUGCAGAUCCCACUGAGGAAGAGGCAGAUGCUGACUUGAUGGACACAGUGAAUGUUCAACAAGGCGUGCUGUUGGAGGUCUGGGGCUCGGAGGAUGAUGGUGCUUUCCUGUCGGGCGACUUCCUUGGCGAGUGCUGGCUUCCACCGCUGGGCUCCUUGACGGCGGCGUCCAAGCGCUAUGUGCUGCCCUUGACCAACGCGCCGCCCGAGACAGGCGCCACACGAUACCACAGCAAAAAGUUCAGCAAGGUGACCUGCGAAGGCCAUUUGAUCGUCGAUGCUUCUUGGACCUUCCCCAGCGAAACUGUGCCGCCCUUGCCCGACGUGAAGAGGGAGGAGAUCAUGCAUACUGGAAAACUGAAACUGAACAUCAUCAAGGCCGAAGGGCUCCGCGCACCCACCGACUUCCAACGAGAAGGCAACGAUGCCUAUGUGUGCAUGUACGUGAAGAAUGAGGCCUUCCUCCAACAGGAGAAGAUUCCCAAAGGCUUCGACGAAAACGGGUGGCACCUGACCGCAUUGGGCCGACACGAGCGCUACUGGACGACCGCCGUGAAGAAGGCGACAAGGAAUCCCGAGUGGAACGAAGAGAAGGAGUUCACGUUCUGGACUGGUGCCUUUGAACGGCGAACUGAGCAGGCCUAUCACUUGAAGCUGAUGUCGUGA
Molecule: messenger RNA, 3987 nt
Organism: Durusdinium trenchii
Lineage: Eukaryota; Dinophyceae; Suessiales; Symbiodiniaceae
Source: the annotation of a GenBank genome assembly